AUCCAUGACAAAGAGUAUACGCGUUGCAUAUGCAGUUUCAAGUUUUCAAUUUAGACUUUUUUAUAUGUUCUAACUUCUAAGUUCUAACAUGGCGGUUGAUACUUGAUACAGCAAGACAAGGAAAUAAGAAGGGAAACUCAUGAAACUCAACACUUAAACAGAACCCUGGUGGCUAAGUUUAUCCAAAUUUUUUGUUAGGUAUCACUGAGCUGAUCAAUUGUUUCCUACAGAGUUAUGCAGAGAUUUCUAAAGGGGUUUCUUCUUCAUUCUCAACUAGAAGAAGGUACGAGGCAGCAAUAAUGAAGACAAAACAAGAGUUUGAGUGGGUUGAAGCCCAGAAUCUUGUCUUGAGUAAGGACCUCAUAGGUACCGCAAAACAGCAGCUUCUGUUUCUUGCAGAGAUUGAUAGGAAUCGCUGUCUUUAUGAUGGCCCUGUUUUACACAGAGCCAUUUACAGGUACAAAUUCUGUUGGCUUCCUCUACUAGCCAAAGAUGCUGAGUCACCUUUGACAGAAGACCCUUUGCUUGUGCCUCUUGAUUGUGAAUGGAUUUGGCACUGUCAUAGGCUUAAUCCGGUGCGCUACAAGAAUGACUGCAUGGAACUGUAUGGGAGAAUACUUGACAAUUUGAAUGUGGUGUCUUCAAUUCAAGGAACCAGCAAAAAAGGAACUGAAAAAAUCUGGGAGACAAUGUAUCCAAGUGAGCCAUAUGAACUUGAUCUGACCAAUGACUCAGUGCUUGAUUUUGGUGAAAGUUUAUUGGGAGCCACUGAAAAUACCACCAGCUAUGAUCUGAUUUCAGCUGUCAAAAGACAAACUACUUUGUUCUACCAGGUUUCCAGACCUUACUGGAAUGACGAUGUGUUUCUAGAAGGAGCCGUGGCCCGAUACAAGGGUUUUCUGCACUUGAUCAAGAGGAACAUAGAGAGGUCUAUAAACUGCUUCUGUGUUCCAACUUAUGACAUUGAUCUCAUUUGGCACUCUCACCAAUUGCACCCUGCUUCUUACUGUGAAGAUCUAGUGGCAAUUAUGGGCAAAGUAUUAGAACAUGAUGACACAGAUUCUGAUCGGACCAAGGGACAAAAGCUGGAUGUUGGCUUUUCUGAAACCACAACACAGUGGGAAGAGACAUUUGGUUCAAGAUACUGGAAAGCAGGAGCAAUGCACAGAGGUCACCCUCCAUCUCCUCUUACUGUGGAUAAGUACAAAAUAGAUGCAAUGCACAAUAUUUCAGCUUCAUCCAAUACAAACCAAAAUCUGAUUCAGCAGUUUCCACAGAAAAUGCUUGUGGAGGUGAUGCUUGAGAUUGUUGAUGUGAGAGACUUACCAAUUGAGAAUAAGGGCAAGCUAGUUGUAUCCUUCAACAAGAAACAAGAAGAUAUAAUUUUCAAUGCCAAGAAACAAUUAAGCAUUUCAUCAGUGUCGAAAAGGAAACAAGUUGCUGUUUUCCAAUGUGAAAGUAGUGGAGAGCUGGUCUUUGAACUUAUUUACCACCCAAGUUUCAACUUCGGAUUAGUGAGGCCGGCGAAAGUAUUGGGAAAAACUUCGAUCAAUUUGGAGGAUAUGCAAAAUGUGGCAUCUAAACUGCCAACAGAGAUGUGGUUAGAUUUGGAAUCCACCGUCAAAUGGUCAAAACCGAUUAGUAUCCGCAUUGGUUUCUCUUUAACCCCUCCAUUUCCAGCACCAUAUGUGUUGCACAUGAUUUCCACAAGUCCAUUCAUGGGACGUUAUUUUUCCUUCAUGCUUCCCAGAAAGUUCCGGCAAGUAAGCAAUUGGACAAAUAUUGUAGAUGAUGCUGGCAAUGAGGUCAUCAACAUCCAAACAAGGAACUUGGCAAGUGAGAAGAUAAGGAACCAAAAUAUCAAUGAAGAAGUGAUUGGAAGGACUGCAUCUGGUGAAACACAUCUUCUUGCAGAGUUAAAGGGAACAAUGUGGUCUAUCAUGAACUCUGGCUGGAUGUUACAGAUAAAGAAGACCCCUGAUGAAGAUAAACAUUAUUUUGAGCUCACAGGCACUCGGAAGGUGAUUAUUUUUCCAGGUAGGAAAUUGGAGUUUGAAACUAGAUACUAUGGAAAUGUAGAGGAAAGCUGCUUCAUGACGGCAGUAGAAUUCUCUCAGAAAGAUCCUUAUGGAAAAGCAGUCGCUUUGAUGGAUUUGGCAUAUGGAUUUCUAGAGAUCAGUGAAGAGUGGCUAGUAUUGCCUGCGAUAGUAUCUGCAUUUGUUCUCUCCAACUUUCCUGAUUACAGCAAUCAAAGUGUGAGAGUGAAUGAGACUAAAGCUUAAAAAGAAAAUAAAAGAAGCUGCGCGCGGAAAAUACAAAUGUGGAAUCUUGACAAAUGUUAUGUACAUAUGUUCCUUAACUCUAGAAAGAUUCCCAGGAAUUCUGCUGGUCCAUAAAAGCCACUGUCUCUUCAUGGGCUGCAACAUUUUUGUAUUCAGUUUCAGCUUGACAUAGUUGACUGCACCAUGUCAGGCUCAGCCUAUAUGUUAGUUUAUUUGAGAACAAUUCGAGCUACAUGUUGGCGGUGAUAGUUUUUUUUUUUCUUUUCUUCCAUUUUGGUUUUAAAUUUAGUUUAGUGAUUUAGAGCAAGCAAGUUGGAAUUCUAUUGAGCAUUUGUGGUACUUCGCUAUUGAUCUCUUCAGGGUUUGGAUACCCUUGAUUUGUAAAUGCACUUGGGCUUAACCCUUAACCUAUUCUUCCUUGACAAGAAACAAAAAUUUGAUUAGGCUAUAAUUGCCUACCUUACUCA
Molecule: messenger RNA, 2749 nt
Organism: Lotus japonicus
Lineage: Eukaryota; Viridiplantae; Streptophyta; Magnoliopsida; Fabales; Fabaceae
Product: glycine-rich domain-containing protein 1-like
Exons: 9
Coding region: 300-2282 (660 amino acids)
Source: RefSeq, a predicted model, not a curated record